GAUCGCGAGGUCCCGAUGUCGGACGUCACCGCCGAGUCCACGCCGCGGCAGCGCCCGCCCCCGCCCUCGCCGUCGCUGUCCCAGCAGCAGUCGCGCGUCCGUCAGCAGCCCCCGCCCGGCUCCGACCCCCUCGCUCUCGGCGUCAUCAUCUUCCUCGGCCUCUGCUUCCUCCUGGUUUCAUUCUCAGCUCCAUCCAGCAUUGUACAUCAAGUUCCUGAAGGACAUGUUGGUGUAUACUGGAGAGGAGGUGCUCUUUUGAAAACAAUCACUCCUCCAGGUUAUCAUCUGAAGCUGCCUUUGAUCACCCAGUUUGAGCCAAUACAGGUUACACUCCAAACAGACCAGGUCAAAGGUAUUCCUUGUGGAACAAAAGGUGGUGUCAUGAUCAGCUUUGACAAGAUAGAGGUUGUCAAUCGUCUAAAUAAAGACUUUGUUUAUGACACCCUACUCAAUUAUGGUGUGCAUUAUGACAAGACAUGGAUUUAUGACAAAAUUCAUCAUGAGAUAAACCAGUUCUGCAGUGCCCACAGUUUGCAGCAAGUUUACAUUGACAUGUUUGAUCAGAUUGAUGAGACAAUGAAAGAUGCUAUCCAAAGGGACUGCACACGCUAUGCUCCUGGAAUUGAAAUCAUCAGUGUUCGUGUUACAAAGCCGAACAUACCUGUUAAUAUAAGGAGAAAUUUUGAACUUAUGGAGGAGGAACGUACAAAGGCUCUGAUCGCCAUUGAAAGGCAAAAGGUUGCAGAGAAGGAGGCAGAAACUCAGAAGAAGAUUGCACUAUCUGAAGCAGAAAAGAAUGCACUAGUGAGCAAGAUCCUUAUGCAACAGAUGCUGACGGAGAAAGACAGCUCCAAAAGGCAGCAGCAGAUUGAUAAUGAAAUGUAUCUUGCCCAGCAGAGAGCCCUGGCAGAUGCAAACUAUUACAGGAUUACGAAGGAAGCGGAGGCUAACAAACUGAAACUUACUCCUGAAUAUCUUGAGAUGAGGUUCAUUGAAUCAAUUGCCAAUAACACAAAGAUUUUCUUCGGUGAAAAGAUUCCAAACAUGAUCAUGGAUCAAAGGUUGAUUCGGAGCCACCCUGAUUCUACUCCAAGCAAGGACCGCUUAGAAGUAGAGUAGUGCCUUAUGUGGAUUUGAAGUUGGUUGGUUGGUUUUGUAAUCCCGUAUGGAGGUUUGGCUUCAUUUGAAACCCUUUGAUCCAUGGGAAUCCAAAAGGAUGGGAUACUAGGACCUCUUUAAGAUGGUAGUUAGCCUUCAGAUUAAGCAAGGAUUUAGAAGGUUGGAUGUUGCCUCUUCAUGUGCCUUGCCUGGCACAUCUAUCUAACUUUGCUGAAAUAUUUGGCCUACAUUAGUAGUUAGCGUAUCUGGAGUUGGAACAAUAUGCGCGCCCUUUUGAUCUGUAAGGAAGAAAUGCAGAUCCCUUAACUGAAAUAUUUCGCAUUCUUCAGUGACUGGUUCACUCUGUAUAUGAGCUUGCCCCAUCAAUGUAAUUUGUUCUCUAAAUGGUACUACAAUUACUGAAAGCUCACACUGUUCUCCGGAUAGAAAUGUAUGUCUAUUUUUGA
Messenger RNA from Lolium rigidum, 1565 nucleotides. Its product is annotated as erlin-2-B-like. The record is from RefSeq and is a predicted model, not a curated record. Gene Ontology annotation, biological process: SREBP signaling pathway. The transcript has 9 exons. Lineage: Eukaryota; Viridiplantae; Streptophyta; Magnoliopsida; Poales; Poaceae. Gene Ontology annotation, molecular function: ubiquitin protein ligase binding; cholesterol binding. The coding region runs from base 16 to 1119 and encodes 367 amino acids. Gene Ontology annotation, cellular component: endoplasmic reticulum; endoplasmic reticulum membrane.